This is a messenger RNA of Salmo salar (Atlantic salmon), 1083 nucleotides long. RefSeq lists its product as uncharacterized. Lineage: Eukaryota; Metazoa; Chordata; Actinopteri; Salmoniformes; Salmonidae. The record is from RefSeq and is a predicted model, not a curated record.
AUGACGCAAGGGGUCGCAAUAGGCAGAGUGUCAUCCUACAUCCCAGUGUACACAGAUGCUUGUCUGACUGGAUGGGGAGGGACAUGUCAGGCUCGGGCAGUCGGAGGUGUGUGGUCCCCAUCGGGACGUCACAUCAACGUCCUGGAAUUGGAAACGGUUCUACUGGUUCUGACCCACUUCGUGUCCACCCUACGGGGGCACGACGUGCUGGUCUGGUCAGACAACAGAACGACAGUAGCCUACAUAAAUCGCCAAGGGGGAGUCAGAUCUCCUGCACUCCACCGAUUGGCGGAGGAAUUGUGGCUGUGGGCUCACGAGCACCUUCGCUCGUUGACAGCAGCACACAUCCCAGGCUUUCAGAAUAUCGGCGCAGACCUCAUGUCUCGAGGGGGUCCCCGAGACGACGAGUGGCGACUGCACCCCGAGAUUGUUCUCCAAAUAUGGGAACGGUUCGGGAGAGCCGAGGUGGACCUGUUCGCAUCACGUGUGAACGCGCAGUGUCCCCUAUGGUUUUCUCUACGAGCCCAGGACGAACCGCCACUAGGGAUAGACGCUUUUGCGCACCAGUGGCCAGAGGUUCUCCUGUACGCAUUUCCACCGCUGUCCUGCAUUCUCCCACUGCUAGCCCGCGUGAGAACAGGAGGGCUGUCAAUCAUAUUGAUAGCCCCCGACCGCCCAGGGGCUCCGUGGUACGCGGAGAUGAUGCAAAUGUUGAUUGCGCCAUCAUGGCCAAUUCCACAUCGACAGGACGCAAUGUCUCAGGCGGCAGGCAUGAUAGAGCAAUGGCCUCUGAUCGGCCAGCCACUGAAGGUCUGGCUCCUGAGAGGGACAGGUUAGAGCGCCGUGGGUUAUCUGAUUCGGUAAUCAGAACCAUACAGGGCUCACGUGCCAGUUCCACAUACAGGACUUAUGCCAGUAGAUGGAACGUGUUUUCACAAUGGUGCGUUACAGAGAAUGUGGACCCCGUGUGCUGUCAGGUUGAGAGUGUGCUCUCUUUCCUACAGUUCAUGUUUGACAAGCAGCGCUCACCCGCCACCAUUAAGGUGUUCGCGGCAGCGAUUUCAGCUUGUCAUGAGGGGUUUG